AUGGCUAUAUCAAACAUCACUGAAGCAACACACAUUGUCUUCACUGCGUUCGCUGCUUGGGGUCACGUCAGGCCAUUCUGCAUACUUGCAGCUCGCCUCGUUCAGGCAAACGAGAACGUUGUGGUGACCAUGAUACUUGUCCCACCUUUCUUGAAGAAGGCCCACGCAGAAAUCUCUGCAGAGUUCCGCGAUACCGCCAGUGAAAGUGCGCGCUCGCGACUCAGGGUAUUAGCCCCUUUCAAAUCUGAUACAGAGAACCCAUUUGACCUUAUGCCUUUGAUUACCGAAAACUACGGACGGGUUUACCAAGCUGUUGUAGACGGUAAACCUGUUUCUUGCGCUACAACAGGCAAAUCAUUCGAAGCAGUCCCGCCGCCAAAGCUCAGCGUCAUUGACUUCUUUGCUCACCCGCUGAUGCUGGUGACACGAUCCAUCACCGGGCCCUCCGUUCCAAUUGUUGCAUGGAUUUCCGGACAUAUGGGCACUCUUAUAAGAUUUUGGGGGCCAGAGAGGUUUGGCGGAGGUGGUGAUAUUGCCAAAAAGGUCCAAGAAGAGGUAGCCCGUACGGGCGCUCCAGUACACGAAGUAGAGGAAAGGCUUUAUAGUUUUGCGAAAAUAUCGAUAGGCAAGGUGGUCAGCAUACCAGGAGUGCCUGACAUGUAUGACUGGGAGUUCUUCCCGCAAGCGCUUGCGUUCGAUCUUCCAUUUGCAGAGGUUAUAAAAUGGGGACAAGCAGGGAUGAAGGAAGCCGAUAGUAUUUUCCUGACCUCCACGUACAGUCUUGAGCCGAUUACGUUGGAUGCAGCGAGGUCGUGGUACAAGGAGUGGAACAAAGAGGUUUAUGUCAUUGGUCCUCUCUUACCAACGGGAUACGGGACCAUGCGACAAAGCGACAGGGGAUCAUCCGAGGUCAGCGAGUUCCUCGACAAAGCACUAGUGGAGCAUGGCGAAAAAUCAGUGACCUUGAUAUCCUUCGGCACCGUAUUCUGGCCGAAAGAACAGGACUACAUUGAAGAAGUCCUUGAAGCGUUCAUUGAAAAGAAAGCUCCAUUUAUCAUUUGCUACGCGUCCAUGUUUGCUUCAAUGUCAGACAAUAUACUCCAGAAGAUCAAAGACUCUGACCUCGGACUUAUCUCGCGGUGGAUCCCACAACAAUAUAUCUUGAGCCACAAAGCUACCGGGUGGUUCAUUACCCAUGGUGGGCAGAACAGCGUCAUGGAAAGCUUGGGAUGCGGCAUACCACUGAUAUGCUGGCCGUUUGAGGCUGAUCAGCCAGCAUCUGCCGCUGUAUUGUCAAAGAACUUACAAGUGGCAAUUGAGCUCAUAGAAGUAAGAACUGGUGAAAAAGGCUUCAAACCUCUUCUAAGACUCGGACAUGGCCCAAAGGGAACAAGGGAAGCAGUUGGUGAGGAAAUAAGAGAGGUCAUAGAUUCAUGUCGAGGUGAAAAGGGGGCGUUGCUCAGGGAAAAUGCCCUUAAAGUAAAGGAAGCAUUCGCCAAAACUUGGGAGGAAGGGGGGGACGCCAUAAAUGAGUUCCGAAAGUUUGCUUCUGCUUAUAAUCUUCAGCUUCUGUAG
Messenger RNA from Psilocybe cubensis, 1575 nucleotides. RefSeq lists its product as uncharacterized. The record is from RefSeq and is a predicted model, not a curated record. Gene Ontology annotation, molecular function: UDP-glycosyltransferase activity. The transcript is spliced from 11 exons. Lineage: Eukaryota; Fungi; Basidiomycota; Agaricomycetes; Agaricales; Agrocybaceae. Bases 1 to 1575 code for a protein of 524 amino acids.